Molecule: messenger RNA, 1592 nt
Organism: Chenopodium quinoa (quinoa)
Lineage: Eukaryota; Viridiplantae; Streptophyta; Magnoliopsida; Caryophyllales; Amaranthaceae
Exons: 1
Coding region: 52-1455 (467 amino acids)
Molecular function (GO): protein binding
Source: RefSeq, a predicted model, not a curated record
CUCAUAAUCACCACUAAACUAAGAAAGAGUGAAAACCUUAGUUGCAGAAUUAUGAGCACCAAAUCCUCUAUUCUUGCCAUUCCUACUACCCAUUUCAUACAAAUUAUCUUAAUAUUUGUGUCACUAUGUUCUACGUAUCAUGUUGUAAUUGUAGUAGCCACCCAUAACAUUCAAGCCACUCUUAGACCAAAUAGAGAAGCCUUAGGCAUUGUCAUAGGCGGCGAGCCUAUUUCCAUUGGUGGCUCGCCUGCCCCUGAAAUGCCUAAGAAUUGUCCUCCACCACAACCACCACCAACACCAUGCCCCCCUCCUCCAUCGUCACCACCACCAUCCCUAGGAGAAUCUCGUGUCCAAAUAGCCACAAAUGUCAUACAACAAUUCAUUAAAGGGAUUGAUACUGACAAUUGUAGCUUAUCCACCAAGGUUAAAUACAUGAAGAAUCCUAACUUAUGUGCCAACCCCAAGUUUGGGUGUGCACCUCUUCCCAACAAAAAGGAAAAUGGCCUCUACUCGAUUCAAUUUAACGGGUGUUACAUCAAGGGCAAAAAUAUUACCCUAGAUAACUUCAUCAACAAUGUUCCCGACGUGUCGAUUUUCCAUGCUAAUUCCAAUUAUUUCGGAGGAAAAAUCCCGGUGUUAAGCGGUCUUCCUUACCUAUUUGAGUUAGAUCUUAGUAACAACAAGUACACAGGGAAGUUUCCUAUUAAUGUACUUAGUGCUACUAAAUUAACCUUCUUGGACCUUAGAUUUAACCAAUUUGUGGGCCCGGUUCCGCCCGAACUAUUUAAUUUGCAAGUGUUGGCCCUUUUUAUUAACAAUAAUUAUUUUGAGCAGGACCUUCCACUUAAUUUGGGCUCAACCCCGGCCGCUUUCCUAACCUUUGCCCACAACAGAUUCACAGGCCCAAUACCAAGAUCCAUUGGGCAGGCCUCGAAUACCCUCCUCGAGGUCCUCUUCUUAGAUAACAGUUUCUCGGGCUGCCUUCCUUAUGAGAUUGGGCUUCUAAAAAAGGCCCGUGUUUUCGACGUCUCAAAGAAUGUCCUAACCGGCCCAAUACCGCGAUCGUUCGCUUGUUUAGGUAAAAUGGAGUAUCUAGUCUUGGAAAAGAAUGAGUUCUAUGGUCCUGUGCCUGAGGAAGUGUGUAUGUUGCCUCACUUAAGGAAAUUGAGCUUGUGUGAUAACUAUUUCACCCAAGUUGGGCCGGAAUGUAUGAAGCUGAUCCAAAAAGGGGUGUUGGAUGUGAGGCACAAUUGUAUAUUGGGCCUUCCGGAUCAAAGAAGCCCAGAUAAUUGCGCAUUCUUUUUCAAAAGGCCCAAAACUUGUGGUGACUUUGAAAAUAAAAUGCACAAAUAUUUGCCUUGCAAGAAAACUGCUCCAUAUUUGAAUGCUGAAAUGUUAAUAGAGGGAGUCCCACAACCUCAGCCAUCAGUAACUUAUGCAGCUCUUAGUCCUUGAUUUUGAUUAAUUAGUUGAUUAGCUAUUGUAGUAGAGUUUGAGUUUGAUGUAUUGGGUGUAAUUGUUUUCUUGUAAGUUGUAACUACGACAUUUUUGUUUCUAUCUAUUUGAACAUAUAAUAUUGCAAUUAAAAAAUA